Castor canadensis (American beaver) is the source of this 483-nucleotide messenger RNA. Lineage: Eukaryota; Metazoa; Chordata; Mammalia; Rodentia; Castoridae. The record is from RefSeq and is a predicted model, not a curated record.
AUGGGUACCAUCAAUGGGUGUCAAUGCGUGCACGAAUCCAAGAACCAGUGUGACUCGAGUUGCCCCACGGAGAGCGCGUCCAGAAACCGCAGAUCGGUGAUCACGUGGACACCCCAGGGAGCCUCCAACCAGAUCCAGGUCAGCUGUGUUUUGAGUGGCCCCAUGGAUGGGCUGAAUGGCACCAACUCCACCAGGGCCCUACGACUGCCGGACGGGACAAGUGAUGCCUGGUACAUCCUCACCAUCAUUGGCAUCUAUGGAGUGAUUUUCCUUUUCCGGUUGGCCAGCAAUAUCCUCGGGAAGAAUGAUAAGGCCCUGGAAGAUGUUUAUUUGUCAACUUUGACCUCUGAACUCAAAAGGAAAGGGCUCCAGAGCAAGGUGGACAAAUGGUCUUCACUGACCAUUAGCAACCCUGCUGUCCUGCAGUCCAGCCAGGCCAGCCUAGAGCCAGAGAGUGAAAACACGACUCAGGGGAUCCCUUAA